AUAGCUAAAGUCACAAAGUGUUGGGAGGGAAGGGGCUAGCCGCAAGAGAAGGGUGGGGUCCAGAAGGGAGAAAGCUUAAGGGGAAGGAUGUGAAGCAGGGUCAGGGCCUGAAACUGUCUCCAUCUUCAGCUCCAGGGACCUGGCCAUACCAAAAACAUAGGCAAGAAUGGCAUCUAAGCAGCAACGAAGCACACCCACUGAAGAGACAAUAAAGUCACAGGAAAGAAAUUUGAUAAUCACUGAAACCCUGUGGGAGCAGGUCUUGAAUCCCUCAAUGCUAAGGCUCGUAAUUGUAAUGCCACAGGCUCGUAAGCGCAGGUUUGGCCUCUCCCGUGGGCUCAGUGUGAUGCAGUUGUGCUCUGAUCUGCCACGGUGCUAAUGGCCUUUAAAGGAAUACAGAAGGAGCUUCAGGAAGAUGCUCGGAUUCGAGGCAUGAGCACCCGUUCUGUGGCACUCGCCCCACCUGUUCCCCCCAGGACUGGACAUGACCCUGCCUAAACCAAGAUCUGGAAAAGAAGCUUCAAGCCUCCAGAUCUCUCUACAACCCCAAAUAAGAAUCACAGCUCAAAUUCUGGAGAGAAGUCAUCGGAAGCCCAUUCCUACACACCCGUGACCAGCCAGGCUUCUACCCUAGACUCUAAACUUUGUCAUCAAGGAAUGUCUCCUGUGUUUCUUCCAGGGCCUAGCUCAGUUGCCUGAUACUCAAGGCUAUGAGACAAACAUCAUCAUUGCCAGAACCUACUGGCAGCAACUGUGAACUAGACAUCACCUGAGAGCCAGGCACAUCCUGACUGCCAAGAUAAACAAUGGAAGAAAUAAAUGUGAUGUAAAACAAAGGGUCAUCAGAAGUUGUGACUACGAAUGUCCAAGCUUUGGUGUCUCUGGAUCCAGCUGAAGUUACAUGCACACAUCCCUCUACUUGGCCACACUCACAGGAAAUAGCCGCAAAUGGCCUGGAGCAACCACAGCGUUGUCACGGAGUUUGUUCUCACCGGGCUCUCUGACGACCCCCUGAUCCAGGCUCUCCUUUUCGCGCUGUUCCUGGGCAUUUACGUCCUCACCAUGACAGGGAACCUGAUGAUGCUGCUGGUGAUCACGGCUGACUCCCACCUCCACACGCCCAUGUACUUCUUCUUAAGCAACCUGUCCUUCCUGGAUCUCUGCUUCUCAUCCGUCACGGUACCGAAGCUGCUGAAGGACCUCCUGUCUGUGAAGAAAACCAUCUCUGUGGAGGGCUGCCUGGCUCAGGUCUUCUUCGUGUUCUUUUCUUCUGGCACUGAAGCCUGCCUGCUCUCCGUCAUGGCUUAUGACCGCUAUGCUGCCGUCUGCCAUCCACUGCUCUACGGCCAGGUGAUGAGAAAUGAGUUGUGUGUAAGGCUUGUCUUAGUCUCAUGGGGCGUGGCCUCUCUCAACGCAACCAUCAUAGUGCUCUUGGCUGUCAACCUGGACUUCUGUGAGGCUCAAACCAUUCACCACUACACCUGUGAGCUGCCUGCCCUCUUCCCCCUGUCCUGUUCCGAUAUCUCCAUCACCAUUGAUGUCCUGCUUUGCUCCAGCUUAUUGCACGGGCUAGGGACCUUUAUCCCUAUCUUCUUCUCCUACGUCCGUAUUGUAUCUGCCAUCUUGAACAUCAGCUCCACCACGGGGAGGAGCAAAGCCUUCUCCACCUGCUCUUCCCACCUGGCUGCAGUGACCUUGUUCUUUGGGUCUGGAUUUCUUUGCUAUCUCAUGCCCCCUUCUGGAUCUUCCCUGGACUUGCUCUUGUCUUUGCAGUACAGCGCAGUCACGCCCAUGCUGAACCCCCUCAUCUACAGCCUGAAGAACAAGGAGGUGAAAGCCGCGGUGAAGAGGACCCUGAGAAAGUAUUUGCUUUAGGUAGUAAACUGUAAAAUUGUCUAAUUAUAUUCUUUUAUCAUA
This is a messenger RNA of Mastomys coucha (southern multimammate mouse), 1917 nucleotides long. Its product is annotated as olfactory receptor 8S1-like. Lineage: Eukaryota; Metazoa; Chordata; Mammalia; Rodentia; Muridae. Gene Ontology annotation, cellular component: membrane. The record is from RefSeq and is a predicted model, not a curated record. Gene Ontology annotation, biological process: G protein-coupled receptor signaling pathway. The coding region runs from base 949 to 1875 and encodes 308 amino acids. Gene Ontology annotation, molecular function: olfactory receptor activity; G protein-coupled receptor activity. The transcript has 13 exons.